AUGGCCCCAGGCAAAGGGUGGUUCAAUCUCGAGUCGGGAUCCAGCGUCAUCCCGGAUACCUCUUUCUUUGAAGGUGACUCAGCGUUCAAGUCUCUCGGACUAUCACGGACUACGCGACUCUAUGGUUUUGCUGGCUGUCUCAUCGCUGGGUUCGUGCUGAGCUUGCUGGGAACGGUGGUCUUUAUCUUUGGCAUGACGGUCUUGUUUGCUAUCCUCUACGUUCUGGGAACUAUAGUAUCCCUCAUUGGGACUGGCUUCCUCAUUGGAUUCUUUAAACAAGCCAAACUGAUGUUCAAACCUGUACGCGUAAUUGCUUCCAUCGUAUUAAUUGCUUCCAUCGGCCUCGUUUUGGUUGGAGCCUUCGUAUUGAACAACGGUAUUCUAUGCCUGAUUUUCGUCUUCAUCGAAUUUUUAGCUUACACAUGGUACACCCUGUCAUAUAUCCCUUACGCUCGAGCUGCUGUCACAAAAGCUGUUGGCUUAGGCUGA
Psilocybe cubensis is the source of this 489-nucleotide messenger RNA. RefSeq lists its product as uncharacterized. Gene Ontology annotation, biological process: vesicle-mediated transport. The record is from RefSeq and is a predicted model, not a curated record. Lineage: Eukaryota; Fungi; Basidiomycota; Agaricomycetes; Agaricales; Agrocybaceae. The coding region runs from base 1 to 489 and encodes 162 amino acids. Gene Ontology annotation, cellular component: membrane. The transcript is spliced from 7 exons.